AUGCAGGACUGCGACUUUCCCACCAUGGGGGAGGGCGUCGAAAAGGACGCAAAUCUCUGUACAAUCGAAGGAUGGUCGUAUAUGGACAGGGAUGAUAGGGCGGAGGUGGCGCCGCAAACUUGCAACCGGGUAGUCGAUUGUAUUGGGAGUGAAGAGUGCGAGAUGCUUCGGGAGAAGUUCAAUCGUAUCGGGAACGCGCAUUUCUAUUGGGCCGUGCCUCGCCAGGUUAUUUCGGCCUCGCGUUCCGCUCCCGCCGAAGACCCGCGCCACCGUCCCGCCGAAGCCCCGCGACACGAUCCCGCCGAGGUCCCGGUUCGCGGCCCUGCCGAAAAACCGCUUCCCGCUCUCGCCGAAAAUCCCCUUCCCGCUCCCGACGAGGACCACCAAACAGAACAGCCGGCGAACCCUUUCUUAAAAGUUCGAUGGCCACGGGGUGUGUGGUUCCUGAUGGGCUGGCCGAUGCCUGAUGAGCUGGAGGGAAAGCCGGUUGUUUGGGAUGCCGCGCGGGGCGAGGUCCGCGGUUGUCGCGCCUGCAGGGCACAUAAAUACGUGACGCGGGCAGGGCUCUGCCUAGACGCUCAUGGAAAAGUGACGAAGUUGGAUGAAGACCUACGCAAGGAGGAGGGGGAAGCGGCGUAUCCCAAAUGGAAGAAGGUUCAUAAGAAGGACUUCAAGCCGGUUACUUCGCGCAAGCGCGUACGCGAAGAUGACGACACGAGAGACGACAGCAGCGACAACAAAUACGUCAAGAGAAAGGAGAAGGAAAGGGCGAAGAAGCGGGAGCGGCUUUGGUAG
Peniophora sp. CBMAI 1063 is the source of this 795-nucleotide messenger RNA. The record is from the annotation of a GenBank genome assembly. Lineage: Eukaryota; Fungi; Basidiomycota; Agaricomycetes; Russulales; Peniophoraceae.